Brassica rapa (field mustard) is the source of this 1405-nucleotide messenger RNA. RefSeq lists its product as uncharacterized. The record is from RefSeq and is a predicted model, not a curated record. Lineage: Eukaryota; Viridiplantae; Streptophyta; Magnoliopsida; Brassicales; Brassicaceae.
AAAUGAAUUUAAAAGUAUAUAUCCGCGCGUAGCGCGGAAAAACGAUCUAGUAUUCUAUUAAAGUUCAUAAGCGAAUCAAUAAGGGGGACCCGUUUUUAUAUAUUUAGUAACAAAUAAUGCUAUUCAACAGUUAUGUGUAUUGAAUAAUAACUCUACUUACGAUUCCAACUAGAUCUACCUUCCUUCUUGAAUGCUUUACGGUUUACAUAUUCUUCUUCUUCAUUUUUCUUCUUCGCGAGGUCAACGAAAAUGGCUGAUCAACCUCCAAAUCCCCAAAAUAGAAUCAAACUUCGUGAUGGUAGAUACUUGGCUUACAAGGAAAGAGGUAUUCCCAAGGAUGAUGCCAAGUUCACCAUCGUUCUUGUACAUGGAUUUGGUAGCUCUAAAGACAUGAACUUCAAUGUCUCACAAGAGUUUGUAGAAGAAACUGGGAUAUACUUUGUGCUAUACGAUCGAGCGGGCUAUGGAGAGAGCGAUCCAAAUCCGAAACGUUCGCUGAAGAGUGAAGCUUCCGAUGUUCAAGAACUGGCGGAUGGGUUACAGAUUGGAUCAAGGUUUUAUUUGAUCGGAAUCUCGAUGGGUUCAUACACUGUUUGGAGUUGCCUCAAACAUAUUCCACAAAGGCUAGCAGGAGUGGCGAUGGUCGCUCCCGUAGUAAACUACCGUUGGCCGUCGAUUCCAAAGAGUUUGAUGAAAAAUGAUUACAGAAGAGAAGUGUUAAAAUGGUCUUUUUGGAUUGCUAAAUAUUUCCCUGGACUGCUUCAUUGGUGGGUGACUCAAAACAUGUUUCCUACAACUUCAAUGCUAGAGAAAACCCCUGCUAAUUACUUCAACGACCAAGAUAUCGAAGUCCUCAAGCACACCAAAGGCUUCCCAAUGCUCAGUAAGGAGAGGUUACGAGAACACGGCGUUUUUGAGACGCUGAGAAGCGACUUUUUAGUGGCGUUUGCUGACUGGGACUUCGACCCGGCAGACCUACCGGACCCGUUUCCGUCCGCACGAGAGAAGAGCCCCUCCUCUGUUCACAUAUGGCAAGGCUACGAAGACAAAGUGAUACCGUUUCAGCUGCAGAGAUGCUUGUGCCACAAGCUAGCAUGGAUCAAGUACCAUGAGGUUUCUAAAGGAGGUCACUUGAUCGUGCACUACGAAGGAGUCUGCGACGCGAUCUUGAAAUCGCUUCUUCUAGGAGAGGAUCUUCCAAUAUCUGUAACCUUCAUUAGCAGAUUCAUUUUCUGUGGUUUCCCUGAUCAAACUAGAAGUUACCAAAGAACUAUGCAUAGCACUAAAUAGGGAGCCGCCGAAUACACCAGCUACACCUAACAUGUGAAAUGGGUGCAUAAGAAUGUUGUGCUCAGCCUGGAAUACAAUCAUAAAGUUGAAAGUACCAGAGAUUCCUAGAGGCAUA